AUGAGUGAGGAACAAGACGAACACAGUGACAGUGAUGAUGAUGAACCAAUGGACAGUGACGAAGAUGAGGUGGUUAAGUCGGACAAAGCUGAAACGGCUGAAUUUGACGAGGAAAUGUUUCCGGUGCUCGGAAGCGCAGUCGCUGAUACCAUAGAUCAGAGGAAGGAUCAUUUGAACGUCCAAGAAGCGUCCAAGUGGUAUUCUGAAAGUGUGCCCGUGUCUAACAGCAUCACCGCCGAUCAGGUGCCAUUGGAAAAGUUCGUCGACACUUUGGAUCACUCGGUGAUCAGUAACUUCACGGAAAUGGGCAUAACGCAUUUGUUUCCCGUGCAAAGUCUGGUUAUUCCGGAGCUGAUCAAGUCUUUCAAGAGCAGAGCUUUGUUGCCUCCGGCCGAUUUAUGCAUCGCCACCCCGACCGGAAGUGGCAAGACACUAUGCUAUGUAGUGCCGAUCGUGCAGACCCUGAUGAAGCGCGUUGUCCCGCGCAUCAGAGCCAUCGUCCUUGUGCCUACAUCACAGCUCGGUCAGCAGGUAUUCGAGGUGUUCCUUUCCUUCACCAAAAACACGAAACUAAAGGUUCAGUUCCUGCGAGGCACGGUUAACGCGUUUCGUGAACGAGUCACCUUCAGCAACCGUGGCUGCGCAUUCAUGGCCGACAUAAUUGUCUCCACACCGUCUUACCUGCGUAGUCACAUAAAAGGCUGUAGCGAGAGGGCGUUUGAUCUUCGCCAUCUCAGGUACUUGGUCAUCGAUGAGGCUGAUCGGGUGUUGUCCGUUUGCGACCCUGACUGGAUCGAGAUUUUGGAAAACGCGGUGUUCCGUCAGGAACGGGUUCGUGAUCCAGACUGGUACAGCAGCGCUAGCAAAGGGUGGUCCGUCAGACUGCCACCGUUAAUUGUGAAUCGGCAGCGCUUGGGUUGCCGAAGCGUGAGCAACCUACAGGCCGUUGGUCGACUGCCCCUUCAAAAGGUGCUGCUGUCGGCGACCUUAAAUUUGGAUCCGGACGUCUUGAAGCACCUCAAUUUGUAUCGUCUCAAGAUGUACUCCGUCGGCUCUAGUAGCGUAGAUAAUCAGGGCGCAGCAGUCUUGGUAGAGCACAAGAGGCUGCCCAUGGUUUCGUUGCCCGAAGGACUUGAUGAACGCUACUUGGUCUGCGGCGCACAAGAAAAGCCGCUUGUCAUCUACUCGCUGUUGAAACGAUUUCCGUGGAGCCGAAUCUUCUGCUUCACCGAAACACUUGAGCACAGUCGUCGCCUGGCCGCACUCUUAACACUGAUGAAGCUUGACAACGUCGAAGAACUGUCCGGUUCCCUAAUGCACUACAGACGGACGAAGGUCAUCAAAGACUUUCAAUCUGGCAAAGUGAGUCGUGAGAGAGUGACAUAA
Molecule: messenger RNA, 1386 nt
Organism: Soboliphyme baturini
Lineage: Eukaryota; Metazoa; Nematoda; Enoplea; Dioctophymatida; Soboliphymatidae
Source: the annotation of a GenBank genome assembly